CGAAAUCAAAAAGCACAUUCAUAGACACUAGCCAAAGAAAACAGAUCCGAAAUUGGAGAAGUCUUUUCCAGAAGCGAAGAAUUUCAAACCAGUUAUAGCGAUGUAUCUUCUGUGGCUAAUUUCUAUGAUUGGUGCUGUCGCGUGUCAAGAUUAUGCCUACCUGUCUGAUCAAAAAGCUCCAGCCCCAGCAAACUGGUCACAAAUCUUUCCAAAAUGCGCAGGGCAACUUCAGUCUCCUGUCAACAUUGAGACAAAGAAAGUGAAGAAGAAAAGCUAUCCUGAUCUCGAAAUCAGUUUUGACAACCCAUGUGGCCGAGUGACUGGAGAGCUGCUUAAUGGCGGCCAUUCUCCUGUUUUUAACAUCGACAGCUCAAAGGGGGGCGCUAAACUCAGUGGCGGUCCCUUGGAGUGUGACGAGUACGCUCUUCAACAAUUCCAUUUUCAUUUUGGAUGCGAAAACAAUCGCGGAUCAGAGCACUUGAUUGACAACCAGACUUUUCCAGCUCAGCUUCAUUUGGUUUUCUAUAACAAAAAGUACAACUCCUUCAAGGACGCCGUGGAUAAGCCAGACGGUUUAGCAGUUUUGGGAGUCCUUCUCACGGCAACAUGCCCAGGGAACAAGGUUCUAGGAAAUUUAGCUAAUAAACUGAAGAAAGUGAUUGACGAAGGUGCCAGCACCAAUGUGACCGCUGCGGACGGCAUUAAACUGAAUUACCUUAUGCCUUACAAUAACAAACAAGUCGACGAAGAUGAAGAUGAUGAUGAAGACGAAACCGAUGAUGAUGACGUCGCUAACAGCGGAGAAGAUGACGAUGAAGACAGCAAAAAGAAAAUACGUUAUUACACUUACAAAGGCUCCCUUACCACCCCUCCCUGCUAUGAAUCUGUCACCUGGAUCGUUUUCAAGGACAAAGUCAAGAUUUCAAACACUCAGCUAAACAAGUUCAGGAAAUUAAAGGCUAAGCAUGGUGGUGCUCCUGGUUUGAUGUGUGACAACAUUAGACCGGUACAACCGCUGUACAAACGCAAGGUGUAUUCCGUUAUCUCAAGCAGGGACUAAACAACCGAAAGCAGAGUAUGAAACUUGUUCUGGUCUCGCUUUGAAAAAAGAUAAAUUGAAGGCGCAAAUGAAAGUUUGUUAUUUAAGAAAAAGGUAUACUUGAAAAUCGUUGCCACGAAUAAUUACAAAUUUGUUUUAAGCGAGGAAUAUAUAAAUAUUUAAGAAUUCAGUUUUCA
Messenger RNA from Pocillopora damicornis (cauliflower coral), 1236 nucleotides. RefSeq names its product carbonic anhydrase 2-like. The record is from RefSeq and is a predicted model, not a curated record. Gene Ontology annotation, molecular function: zinc ion binding; carbonate dehydratase activity. Gene Ontology annotation, biological process: one-carbon metabolic process. NCBI's taxonomy places the organism in Eukaryota, Metazoa, Cnidaria, Anthozoa, Scleractinia, Pocilloporidae.